AUUAUUUCUGACAUUUCGACAUUUGACUGUAUAAAUAAAAAAAACCCUUCAAAAAUAAUAUUUGUUUUUUAUUUCAUUUAUCUUCAUUAUGUCUUCUGUUUACGUUAUUACUGGUGCUUCUCGUGGUAUUGGCCUUGAAUUUGUUCGUCAAAUUGCUGCUAAGGGCAACACUGUAUUUGCUUGUGCUCGUAACCCUGAUGCCUCUGAAGGUCUUCAAAAACUCGUCGAUAACAAAAAAGUCUUUUCUGUCAAACUCGACACGACAAAUGAAGAGUCACUGAAGGCUGCUGUUAAGGAAAUUGAAAAGCACGCCUCUGAAGGUAUUGACGUGCUUAUCAAUAAUGCUGGUAUUGGCAGCAAAUCUAGCAUCAACCCCGAAACUGUUUCCAAGUCUGACCUUUUAAAGACUUUCGAAACCAAUGUUUGUGGUACUUCUGAAGCCACCCAAGCUUUCUUGCCUUUGCUUCGUAAACGUGGUCAAGACAAGGUCAAGAAGAUUGUCAAUAUCUCUUCUAUCUUGGGUUCACUUGCCAAGAUAAACGAAAUCAAUCCUAAUGGUGGUGUUGUUGACUACAACAUUUCCAAGACUGCUUUAAACAUGCUCACUCGCGUAACAGCUCAUGUGCUUGAAAAAGAAAAUUUUAUUGUCUAUGCUUCUCAUCCUGGUUGGGUCAAGACAGACAUGGGAGGCGAUGGUGCACCUGUUGAACCUCAAGACUCUGUUUCUGGUCAACUCGCAAAGAUUGAGAAUGCCACUGUCAAGGACAAUGGUGGUUACUUUGAUUUUGAAGGAAAUGUUCUUCCUUGGUAAAACUUGUAAAUAAAUAAUAAAUAAACCGUAGCAUAAACAACCG
This is a messenger RNA of Gilbertella persicaria, 854 nucleotides long. RefSeq names its product 4-dihydrotrisporin dehydrogenase. The record is from RefSeq and is a predicted model, not a curated record. Bases 89 to 811 code for a protein of 240 amino acids. NCBI's taxonomy places the organism in Eukaryota, Fungi, Mucoromycota, Mucoromycetes, Mucorales, Choanephoraceae. Gene Ontology annotation, molecular function: oxidoreductase activity. The transcript is spliced from 2 exons.